Parascedosporium putredinis is the source of this 1164-nucleotide messenger RNA. NCBI's taxonomy places the organism in Eukaryota, Fungi, Ascomycota, Sordariomycetes, Microascales, Microascaceae. The record is from the annotation of a GenBank genome assembly.
AUGGCGUACCAACGGUUUGUCGAAGACGACGACAUGUUUUACGAGCCUGAUCAACCCACCCGCCCGUGGUUGGACGCGAAGGAAACAGCCAAGCUGUUGGCCUGGAACCGACAAGAGCUUAUUGGCAACGAACUGUCACGGCUAGCGAGCGAUGAGUACUUGGAAGACAUCAUGCAGCAUCUUAAACAGAUGGAGGAUGAGACGUUGCCCGAUGCCAAUCUUAUUGACUUGCAGCGCGAGAUCCAGUGGUUCAUGAGGCCAUAUCUCAUUGACUUCCUCAUCGAGGCCCAUGCGUGCUUCAACCUGCUCCCCGAAACCCUCUUCCUCACCGUCAACCUGCUCGACCGUUACUGCUCGAAGCGCGUGGUCUACAAGCAGCACUACCAGCUUGUCGGCUGCGCCGCGUUGCUGAUUGCGGCCAAGUACGGCGACAAGAAAGAGCGCGUUCCGCAAAUUCACGAGCUCAACAACAUGUGCUGUGGCCUCUAUGAUCCCGGCAUGUUCACGCAGAUGGAGAUGCACGUUCUCAACACCCUGGACUGGACCAUUGGCCACCCCACCGUCGACUUCUUCACCCAGCUUUUGGUCGCCGUCGAGAGGGAUGACACUGAAGUGGAGCAUAUGGCUGCCUACAUCAGCGAGAUUGCCCUAUACCACCGAGACUUCGUUUCGACCAAGCCUUCAGUAAUGGCCCGAUCUUCCUUGGCCUUGGCACGUGCUAUUCUCGGACGGCCAGAGGUUGCGGAUAGCGAGAUGGGACACGUUGAGAACGUUACCCUCAUCUCCCUGUCUCAACACUUGCACCAGCCCUCCAUCUCCCUCGCUAAGAAGUACUCUUCGACUCAGUUUUCGCGCGUAACCCACAAGCUCUCCGAGUUCAUGAGGCAACAGGCGGCUAUCUCAAGGAGGGCGGCUUCUCAGCCCGGACCUCAGCCGGUGCCCGCCGUCGUCGAGGAGUCCAGCAUCUAUGCUACACCUCACGGCAAGGGCGCUGCGGUGAAGGGCUUCGACGGUUACAUGACGCCUCCCAUCACACCCGACGGCGCUUGCUUCGAUAAUGGCAUGGGAAGGGAAUACGCCGUUCCUCCCCGAUGUCCAGCGACCCCAACUCCCCAAGGUCAUUCGCAAUCGAGGCAUUAUCCCAUGGCAAUGGACUACCAAUAA